Lineus longissimus is the source of this 5018-nucleotide messenger RNA. Its product is annotated as serine/arginine repetitive matrix protein 1-like. Gene Ontology annotation, molecular function: protein binding. NCBI's taxonomy places the organism in Eukaryota, Metazoa, Nemertea, Pilidiophora, Heteronemertea, Lineidae. The transcript has 15 exons. The record is from RefSeq and is a predicted model, not a curated record. Bases 113 to 3715 code for a protein of 1200 amino acids.
ACAGGCGAAGCAGGUGCCCGUUUGCACCACAAAAAAGCAGAAUAACAUCACUGAUGGUUUAUAUUUCGUGAACCUAACAAUAGAUUUGAAAUGUGCGUUUAAUUCAGAAACAAUGGAUGAUUCAGGCCGAGCACUCCUGUCAAUGGACAUUGACAGGUUUACUAAACUUGGCCAUGAAGAACUGCAGAAUGGUGACGUCACGAAGGCUGUGGAGGCGUUCUUGUUCGCGUUCAAACAGGCGAAGCAAUUUGACGAUGGUUAUUUGGAAAGGUCAUGUGCUUUCAACCUUGGUGCUGUGUAUAUUGCUUCCAAUAACCCGGAAAAGGGACUUGAACUUCUGCAGAGAGCUGUGCCCCCUAUGAAUAAAAGAGAUGGAAGCUCAAAUGGAGAUUUGUACUAUAACUUCGGAUUGGGUUACGAAUCACUUAAAAAUAGUGCAGAGAUGGUCAAGUACUUUCAAAUGGCACUCCAAGAAUAUGAACUGGAGAAUAACCAUGAGAUGAUUGCUGCACUAUCUAAGAAACUAGGACAGAUCUAUGCUAAGGGUUCUAAGUCUAAGGAAGCUGCGGAUUGCUAUGGUAAGGCAGCCAAGGCAUUUGGUAGCUUAUUCCAAGUCGAGGAGAGGAUUCUGAUGCUCAGUAACCGGGCACAGCAACUUUUGAAAGUCGGGGAUAAAACAGAAUGCCUGCCAACUCUCGAUGAUUGUUUUCAACUUUGCCAAAAGAUGGAGAACAAGUCCAGUCAAGUCAAAUUAUACGGUGACCUUGGUCUCUUUUACACUCAAUGUGGCGACUACGGGAAAGCAUGUCAAUGUUUCCAGGAUGCUCUCUACAUCGUGAAGCUCGUCACCACAGACAAGAAGAAAGAAGCUGUGAUUGUACAAAAUCUUGGUGCUGUUUAUAACACUCUUGGGCAAUAUGAGGAGGCUUUGAAUCAUCAUACUGCUGCUGCAGCGAUGCAUGCUGAACUCGGUAAUCGGGGUGCCCAAGGCCAGUGUUUCUCCAAUGCUGCCUAUUCAUACACGCAGCUUGGUGACAACGAAUCGGCCGGCGAGUUCUACCUUCACGCUCUUCAGGCUUCGAAAGAUGCUGGAGACAAACACGGAGAAUGGCAGGCGAUGGAAGGUCUCGGAGCUGUCGCCUUCAACAGGGGACUAACCGAUAGAGCUGUACAGUAUUUCAACAAAGCCCUGGUCAUUCUAUCAGGCUGCGAACAGAAUCUAGUGGCACAGGAAAGAAUCGUUGGAAAGCUGACGGAUGCCAUACAGUGCAAAGUUGCCAAGGCUUCAGAUGGGCUUCCACCGUUACCUGUCAAACAUUCGCUGAGUACCAAAGAGUCAGUGCAGUCGAUACCAGUCACCAUGAGCAAAAGAGAGCUUGCAAGAAGUCACAGUGGACGUCCGCCGUCAGUCAUCUCGCUUCCAACGAAGCAGACUCCCUUGUAUGUACCAGCGCCACCUAUGAAGGAUAUCGACAGGAACAUCAGGUUAUUAGUUAAUGACGAAUCUCCAUCCACACGGGAUUUUUAUAGGCCAACUGCUCCCUUGACAAGGAAUGAAUUUGAAACAAAAAGGCGACCCAGGAAAAUUUCUGACACAGGUUUGAUCAUACCAUAUUAUAAUGCCCUCGGUCUGUCGGACUACGACAGUGAUACAGACUUGUCGCUUUCAACGGCACCGUCUUCCCGCAGAGUAUCUCGUAGUCGAAGGUUAUCAGAUGAAGUGGACGGAAUGCUCAAACAGUUUAGAGAAGACAGUUAUCGAAGUGAGGACUAUUACCCAUACUACCAGAAACCGUAUAAUACACCUUUGUGGAAAGGUCGCACCAAUCGUCCAUUGACUGCUAGACCUGAGAGAAGAAAGAAAAAGACAUCAUUGACAAAUGAGGAAGUUGCAUUGAUCAGAGCCAUGCGUCGUGGUUCCAGGGACACGUCAGAAAAGAGCAGACAGCCAGUUGAGGCACCUAAAUCGUCAAAGAAGGAGAAGAAAAGAAGGUUAGGUGCAAGGAGACCUGUAAGUCCCUCAAACGUCAUGGUACCUCAUGCGAAAAAUGUGUUAAGUGAUCGACGUCUUCUCAGAUCAAAUACAUUUGAUUCCAAGGAAAAUUACAGACAACGCAUGAAGAAGUUGUAUAAACUUUCAGAUUCUGAUAUUGACUGGGAAUACCUCAAUAGAAUUGGGCCAAAACCGAUAACUCCCCGUGAGUCGCUGAUCCGUGGCAGGAGCUUCGUUGAGGAAGGUGUCCACAUCUUCAGCAGUAAAGUUUCAGAGUCGUCGUCAUCCACGUCACUAAGCUUGGACUCAAAAACAACCAAAGAGUCGGACAGUGAAACAGAAACUGAUACUGACUCUGAUGAGGAAACGAUUGAGGAACACCAGGAUAAUCUCCCAACAAGCUUUAACCUAGACAGUAUUCGAUAUGCUCGCACAUCUGAGGAGUAUCGGCGCAUGAUGAAGGAAGGCCGUGAAGUACGAAGAUACUCACCUGCGGAUCCAGACAAGGGUGUGCGUCCUAUGUCAUCGCGGCAAAGACCAUCAGAUAGACAGAGGUCUUAUAAUGGCAGACCGUCAUCUUCAAAAAGCAGACCCAAAGAAACUGACGAAAUACCCAAGGCGCGUGUGUCACCUAGAGCACAAGCUCCACCAUCACCACGCCAGGCUCAACCGUCACCCCGAACGCAGCCAUCCCCAAGAGAAGAAGCCUCCUCAAUCGAAUCACCUGUGCCAGUAUCUUUGCCAACCCAAAACCUUGAGAUGGCACCGAGACCACCUGAGUCCCCCAGGUCUCCCUCACAAGAACACCCACCCUCCAGGGAGCGCUUUGAAAAACGUAUGAUGGAACACAUGGACGCAGAAAAAUCUGAGCAAAGAACGAAUCGUAUUGACUCCAUCGAUAGUGCUCAGUCUUCAUCAAUGGCGGACACAGACUCACGGUCGAAUUCACGUGAUCCUGAUUACGAAGAUGCAUUACCUGUAGAAACUGCUGUAUCUCCUGAUGCAGCACCCGCAUCGUCACCAAGGCCUCUGGAUCGAGGAGUGUCUCUUGCCACCUCUGCAACUGAUAAGUCGGACAACCGGGAUUUAGAGGAGUAUCGACGGAAGCUGGAACGACGUGAUGCCAGUUUGGAUGGCACAGAAUCUAUAUCUGAGAGUAACUUGUCAGAAAGUGGGUCAUUGUACACCUCGUCUGAUUCUGGGACUCUUACAGCAGAUGAAGAACCACCAUAUGAAUCGAUCAGGCUAGGAACAACUGGUACACCUCCACCUGUUCCUCCACCAUUGGAGUCCACCUAUGAGAAACCAACAGGUGCACAACCUGGGCCAAACUUCUUCAGGGCGGACACUGAGGAAGUUGAGGAGAAGAUGACAGCCAGUGAAGCAGUUAUGGGGGAAAGUGGUCUUUAUGAAAGUAUCCGGACGGGCAAGUUUGAGGAUGUACCACCUGGUGUUGAACCCACAGCAGGAGAUGGGACAAAUGGCGGGGAGGGCACAUCUCAGCCUGUCGUGCCACCUCGGCCUCCAAAUAUCGAAAACAUGUCAAGAGCUGAGAAAGAAAUGAAAGACAACAGAGAGAAGGCUUUGUAUGAUUAUCAAGUAAAGAGGGAUGAAUAUCAGAGGAGACGGGAGGAGAGGAGAAAGUUACAGCAGGCCUCAGUAGAGGAAAAAGAUGAUAAGCUGAGGGCUCGGCAAAGGAGCCGAAUGUGCUCAGUGAUGUAGUCUGAGCUCAGGCAAAGGAAGGGAAUAAGUUAAAACCCUGGGGGCCGCUCUCAAUCACAGGUGUCUGUUGAUCGAAGCCCUAUCAAGGAAACUCUUCAUGUCGUUAUCUGGAGGGAACAUAUACCAUCCUGGGGUAGAGACUUGAUGUACAAUUGAUUUUGUGUAAAGAUGUAAAGAUGUAUAUAAUCAUGUAAAAGAUAUUUUGUUACUAUAAUACUGCUAUGUGAAUUGAAUUUGAUGAGCAGUUUUGUGGAAGAUAAUAUACUGGAUGACUUUUACUUAUUAGGAAACAUUACCAAUUAUUUUAAACAAGUAUUCAUAUUUAGGUUUAUGAAGGAUUAUUUUGUAAAGUUUUUUUGGAGUGUACAUAUGAUAUGGUCAAAAUUAUACAAUUUGUUGUUUGUUUUACUUAAUGAACCGUCCAAAACCUUGUUGAGCUUGUUGUUGUGGUUUAAGUUAACAUGUGAUCAUUGCAAAUUUAGUCAUAAUCAGAAGGAAGCCAUGCCUAUCGAGCAUAAUAAUCACAAAAUCAGAAGUGAGGUAAUGUUUGUGCGGAAAGCUAGUUCCUGAUUCUCGGUUCCGAUUAUAUAGCCUAUCAUUAAAACGGUGUUCAUACAAUCUUUCUAACUUUUGUAGAUAUAAUAAGAUUUAUGAACUGCCAAAAGCAAGGACUCAACCGAUUCCUCCACUGAGGGAUGCCUAUUUAGUCAAGAUAUCGGGUAGUCAAAUAGGAGAGUAUACUGUCAGGCCUAUGCUGAAUAACUAUUUAUCAUCAUGUGUCAACCAAAACAUUCCAAACUCUGUGAUCAUUUUGUCUAAGUCAGACUUGCCACUUAUAACUACAGUAGAACCUCUCUUAGCGGACACCUCUCUUAUAAGGUCAACCUCUCUAUUAAGGACACUAGUUUUGGUCCCAAAUUGGUUAUUUCCAUUCAAUUUGACCUCUCUUAUCAGGACACCUCUCUAUUAAGGACAGCAUUUGUCAGUCCCGAGGGUGUCCUUAAUAGAGAGGUUCUACUGUACUUUGUAUCUAUAUCUAUGGGGACAAAAUCCUAAUGGUGUGCCUUUCUUUAUCGAUGCAGGACCAGUAUCUCUGUUUAGAAUAGAUCUAGCACCAAGUCAUUUUGGAUCAUUUCAAUAUGAGUCUAGUUAUUUCUGUGUAGCUCCUUCUUCAAAGUUUUUUCAAAACAUUGAAAUCCUGUGAUAGAAAUACAAUGUAUUAUUUUGCGAGAAAAACAAAAUUGUAAGAAAUAUCAGUAGUGAUCUGUAAUGAAUAAUAAAGAGAGCGUUAUCAUGAUAAUAU